This is a messenger RNA of Brassica napus (rape), 1335 nucleotides long. Its product is annotated as protein ENHANCED DISEASE RESISTANCE 2-like. The record is from RefSeq and is a predicted model, not a curated record. The transcript has a single exon. Lineage: Eukaryota; Viridiplantae; Streptophyta; Magnoliopsida; Brassicales; Brassicaceae. Bases 192 to 1073 code for a protein of 293 amino acids.
ACUAAAAAUAGCCACGUUGUUUCGUUGAGUUUGGAGACUCUAAAUCUUCCUUUGUCAUGAUACAGCACAUUAAGUACUUAACGGUACCAACAUUAAUAACCAUGGACCAUUGGCGCAUUUUUUGCAUGUUUUUUUAGUGAGCCCCAUACUACUUAUAGAGAGAGAACAACAAGGAAUGAGCAUCACACAUCAUGAACCAAACCCAAAGCCCUUCUGAUGAUAACAAUGCCAAGCAGACCAGAACCGGAGAGAAGUCCACGGAACCGGAGUGGAUAACCGAAACGAUCAAUGGUGGAUCCACACGCCACGUCGAUCUCCAUACAGGAAUCAACGGCUUUGCUGCACCUCCAGGAGACGUAUUCUCUGUCCGAUCCGCCGACUACUUCACCAGCAAACAGAAAUGUCCCGGUGGAGACUACCUCCUCUCUGCCGCCGGCGUUGACUGGCUCAAAUCCAGUACCAACCUCGACAACAUCCUAGCUCGUCCCGACAACCGCGUGGCUCACGCGCUCAGAAAAGCACAGUCUCUUGGCCGAUCCCAAAACGGUUUCAUCUUCGCUGUGAACUUUCAUAUUCCAGGCAAGGAACACUACCACUCGGUGCACUACUUCGCGACGGACCAACCCAUUCCAUUAGACUCUCUCCUAAAACGGUUCAUAGACGGAGACGACUCGUUCCGUAACGAGAGGUUCAAGAUAGUGAGCCAAGUGGUGAAAGGGCCAUGGAUAGUUAAAGCGGCCGCAGGGCAGUUCGGCGCGUUCCUUGCGGCUAAGACAGUGAGGUGUACUUACCAUAAAGGACCGAACUACUUUGAGAUCGAUAUCGAUACAGGUAGCUGGCCCAUCUUGGCGGCCCUUGUACGGCUUUUGUUCGGGUACGCAAGGAGCCUUAUUAUCGACAUUGGCUACGUUGUUGAGGCGCAAGAAGAGGAUGAGCUGCCGGAGAGACUGAUCGGAGGCAUUAGGUUGUGUCAUAUGGAGGUAUCUUCGGCGUUUGUGGUCGACCCGCAGCCAGUGAAACCGUACAGAAUGAUGGGUUCAGCGGAAGCAAGCCACGACGACAACACGCAUUGAAUUAAUUUCAAGUAAUUUUUAAUAGAAAGAUUAAAACAUUCAUAAACUGUUAUGAACUUUUUUUUGUCGGCAACUUUUUAUUUAUUAUGAAUAAGCCAUAAAGGGAUUGUUACAAAAAAACAAAAAAUAACCUAUAAGGGAUAAAGGCUGCACACUAGUCGUUACUCUCCUCGGUGUGAGCAUCGUAUCACGAGACCAAGGAUAGAGUACAGCCACGUUGCAUUUGUGAUGGUUAUGGUGAUGAUGAUUGAGACGUGUCACA